Messenger RNA from Notodromas monacha, 3845 nucleotides. The record is from the annotation of a GenBank genome assembly. NCBI's taxonomy places the organism in Eukaryota, Metazoa, Arthropoda, Ostracoda, Podocopida, Cyprididae.
GCAGAUUUGGAAAAACGCUCGCGCUUUUGGAGCGUCAUUAACUUGCGUAUACGUUGUGAGCUUUGCUACCAGAUACAACGCUUCAACAGUCCGGACGAUGUCUCAUAAUUACAUCGUCACGGCACAAAAGCCGACUGCGGUUACUGGCUGUGCAACUGGGCGUUUCCUCUCACCAAAUGAACUCAAUUUGGUUGUCGCGAAGAAUAGAAUCUUAGAGAUUUACACGGUAUCACCUGAAGGACUUUCGCCGGUCAAGGAAGUGAACAUUUACGGCCGAAUCGAAGUCUUGAAGUUCUUCAGGCCGGCUGGGGAGAAGAAAGAUUUUUUGUUCCUGGUAACCACGAAGUACAACGCAAUGAUCCUCGAAUGCACUCGUGAUGAGAAAGGAGAGCUAUUCAUUCGCACACGAGCGCACGGAAGUGUUUCUGACAGAAUCGGCAAGCCUGCGGAAACGGGUGUCAUUGCGAUUGUGGAUCCGAAUUCUCAGGUUAUUGCAUUACGAUUGUACAGUGGUUUGAUCAAGAUUAUUCCCUUGGAGAAAGAUAACACCGAGUUGAAGGCAUACAAUAUUCGAUCAGACGAAUUAGAAAUACAGGAUUUAGCUUUCUUGCAUGGAUGUUCAGUCCCAACACUCAUUAUGAUCCAUCAAGACAGCAACGGACGUCAUGUCAUUACCCAUCAAAUAUCUUUGAAGGACAAGGAAUUUAAGAAAGGUCCGUGGAAACAGGAUAAUGUUGAGAGAGAGGCAGUCAUUGUCAUUCCUGUUCCUCUUCCGGUUGGAGGUGCGAUCAUAAUCGGCCAGGAAACUAUAACGCAUCAUUCAGGCUCUCAUUUUGUUCCGAUCGCUCCCCCAAUAAUGCAAAAAAGCACCAUUACUUGCUAUACCCCUUUGGAUGAUACUGGUGCGCGAUAUUUGCUUGGAGAUUCUGCUGGCCGCCUUUUCGUCCUCGUACCCGAAGUCACUGGCGUUGGGAAGGAUUCCGAUUGUGGUGCGUCGAGUUCAAGUACCGUCGCGCAAGUCACAGUUCAGAAUCUGAGAUUGGAAUACCUUGGAGAAAUCAGCAUCCCUGAGUGUCUGACGUAUCUUGAUAACGGAGUAGUUUUUGUCGGCUCCCGUCUUGGCGAUUCCCAGUUGAUCCAUUUGAACGAGAAGCGAGACGAAAGCGGAUCAUUCGUAACUGUCUUGGAAUCUUUCACAAAUUUGGGGCCGAUUGUUGACAUGGUAGUCGUUGAUUUGGAACGGCAAGGACAAGGACAACUCGUCACGUGUUCGGGAGCAUUCAAGGAAGGCAGUUUACGAAUCAUCCGAAAUGGUGUUGGUAUUCAAGAAUUGGCAACCAUUGAAGAUCUUCCCGGCAUUAAAGGCAUGUGGACUCUUCGGAUUGGAAAAGCACAAGAAUUCGACAAUACAUUGGUUCUCGCUUUCGUUGGACAAACCCGAGUGCUUUCGCUAUCAGGAGAAGAGUUGGAAGAAACGGAAAUUCCUGGCUUCGUGGGAGACGAAUUAUCUCUGCAUUGUGCGAACGUUGCUUUCGGACAGAUGAUUCAAGUUACUGCGUCUGGUGUACGUUUGGUCAGCUCGGAAACGAAGGAGCUGUUGGCUGAAACCUGCCCUGCAAAAUCUGAAAUGGGGAUCAAUCUUAUCGUUGCUAACGAAAAGCAAAUUCUCUGUGCUUCAGGGAAAGAUUUGUUCUAUCUUGAGAUUUCGAACGGUAGCUUAGAAUUAAAAUCUCAGAUGACCAUGCCUUCGGAAGUUGCAUGUGUGGACCUCGCAACGCCUGACGAAGAUUCAGGUCUCUCAAAGAUCGCCGCUGUUGGAUUGUGGAAUAUUUCUGCUCACGUCGUCGUCCUCCCGGAACUGACUACAAUCCACAAUGAAUUACUGAGAGGAGAAACCAUUCCUCGCAGCAUUUUGACGGCAUCUUUCGAAGGCACCCAUUAUCUUCUUGUGGCCCUGGGAGAUGGAUCUGUUUUCUAUUAUACCUUCGAUCCGAAGACCGGUGUUAUGGCCAACAAGAAGCGUGUUACGUUGGGUACGCAGCCCACAAUUCUCAAGAAAUUUCGUUCGGGUCCGAAUGUGAGCGUGUUUGCGUGUUCUGACCGUCCUACCGUUAUAUACUCCUCAAACCAUAAGCUUGUGUUCUCCAACGUCAAUCUGAAAGAGGUGACGCAGAUGUGUCCUCUUAACUCGGAAGCCUAUCCCAAGAGCCUCGCGCUUGCGAGCAGUAACAACUUGUUGAUUGGCACUAUUGAUAAGAUACAGAAACUGCACAUCAGAACAGUGCCCUUGGGAGAGUCUCCGCGACGAAUCGCUUACCAGGAAGAAACUGAAACAUUUGGUGUUAUUGUCAGUCGGUUAGAUUUCAUGGACAACGAAAAUAAGCUCGGUCCCAGUCGACCGUGUGCAUCAUCACUUGCAUCGAGCACUUCAAGUUCAUUAGUUUUACCGUGUACUAAUGCAAAUUCUCGCCGCUUUCUCGGGUGUUUCUUUCUUAGGGCGUCACCUGUUGGGGACUCCGUGCAAAUCAAUGCGGAUAUGGGACAGGAAAUCGAAGUAUUCAAUCUGCUCAUUAUUGAUGUGAAUACGUUUGAAGUACUACAUGCGCAUAGAUUCCGUCCUGGCGAAUAUGCCAUGAGCAUCAUGUCCGCGAAGCUUGGAGAAGACCCGCUGACAUACUUCGUGGUAGGCACUGCCCAGAUGAACCAAGAAGAAUCCGAACCAAAGCAGGGACGUCUAAUUUUGUUUCACUGGCACGAUGGCAAGCUUAUCAUCGUUGCGGAGAAAGAAGUCAAAGGCUCGGUUUACGCUCUGGUGAACUUCAAUGGGAAAAUUUUAGCGGCUAUCAACGCUACCGUGCGGCUUUAUGAAUGGAUGCCCGAAAAGGAUUUCCAUCACGAGUGUUCACACUUCAGCAAUAUUGUCGCGCUUUUUUUGAAGACGAAAGGCGACUUUAUCCUCGUUGGCGACUUGAUGAGAUCCGUGACUCUGAUCUCCUACAGACAUCUCGAGUCGGUGUUCGAAGAAAUCGCUCGUGAAUAUAAUCCGUGUUGGAUGACAGCCAUCGAAAUCAUUGACGACGACACAUUUUUGGGCGCAGAACACAGUGCAAACAUCUUUGUUUGUCAAAAAGAUGGCGCAGCCAGUUCUGACGAGGAGCGUCAAUACAUGCAGGUAACGGGAAGUUUCCACGUUGGCGAUAUGAUCAAUGUCUUCAGACAUGGGUCUCUGAUGAUGACACAAGCUGCAGCGGAUCAGAAUUUGCUAACGCAAGGCAGCAUUUUGUACGGAACGGUGCACGGCUCGAUCGGAAUCGUAACCCAGGUGACUUCGGAGUUGUUCAACUUCUUAAAGGACGUUCAGUCCAAGCUUGCGAAGCAAAUCAAAGCAGUAGGCAAAAUCGACCACGUCGACUGGCGUAGUUUUCAUUCGGACAGACGAACGGAUGUAUCCCAAGGGUUCAUUGAUGGCGACUUGAUAGAAAACUUUUUGGACCUCGAUCGCGCGUCCAUGGAGCGAGUCGUGGAGGGUAUCCAGGUUGACCCGUCUGGGCGGUACGGGCCUGUUACGGGAGGCAUGAAACGGGAAGCUACGGUUGAUGAUUUGAUCAAGAUCGUGGAAGACCUUACGAGAAUCCAUUAGAUUCUUCCUGGAAUCCGCGAUGCUUUUUUGUUACGUGCUUGGAAUCGUAUCCGCUUUUUUUUAUUGCGCCGGUUCGAUUCUUUUUGUUUCCGCAAGAAACUGUGGAUGGUGGGUGAAUGAAAAUUUUUAAGGCGAUAGACAUCAUAGAGUCGAUUUCUGAUCAUUGGCUUCUUUGUUUCGAAGACUGAAUGCAACCGUUGAGACC